GGUUGCUGUCUUGGGACGUGUCAGAUUGUCAUAUUGAUCUUGAAGAUGAACUUAAUACAAUUACACAACAUGCACCUGAGGGAGAGGAAGCAAGAUACGGCGAACGGCUUAUACAAUAUGCAAGUGAAAAUUUAGUUACUGAAAUAUUAAUUCAUCCCCAAUAUAAUACUCUUAUACAAUGUAUGAGAAAUUUAUUGAGUAGUUUUACACGACACAGACAUAUAAUACAUUCUGGCUAUACUUUUUCUGGAAAUGGUUCAUGGAUAUUGCAGGAUGCAACUUUUUCUAUGGCUGAUUUUGCUGAAGCCUUUCAAGAACAUGAAGUUCAACGAGUUCUCCGAGCUUAUCCCGAUACAAUCACGAUGAAUAUUCAUUGUGCUGAUGUAGGAUUAUGGUCUGUUUUGCCAGAUAAACCAUACACAAAAUUAUGUAAAAUUCGUAUCAAUCCGACUGAUGUCUUAGAUACCAGCAAUGAAAAAAUUAAUGAAUUUAUUGACUACUUAGGACCAAUGUUGGUUCCAGCUGCACUGAAUGAUUUAUUGGAAACGUCAGAUGUAGUUGGAAAUAUACGAUUUAGUCAUCCUACUUUAUAUGUCUUCCCCGGUGGUCAAGGUGAUGCCGCAUUAUUUGGAAUAAAUGGAUUUAAUAUGUUAGUUGACGGUGGGUUUAAUAGAAAAGCUUGUUUUUGGGAUUUUGUACGACAUUUAGAUAGAUUAGAUGCAGUAUUAAUGACCAGGAUUAAUAAUUGUAACAUAGGUGGUAUGAGUGCUGUUAUUGAACGCAAGCAAGGGGAGCAUGUGUAUCCACAAAUUGGUCAUUUUUUUAGCAAUGUACCUGAAAGAAAAGGCAGUUUACCUAGUCCUGACGGUGACAAAGAUAAGGAUCCAUUAAUGAUAGAAUUAAUUGAAAGGGGACAUCACUUGGUUAGUAAUUUAAGAAAUUUAAAUUUGAGGCCCCAAGUUUGUUACCGGGACUCCGAACCAAUUAAUUUGUACCAUAAAGUAGGUCAUGGUACACUGGAUAUGUAUGUAAUUAGCCCAUCAAAAGACUCAAAAGAAGUGAGAGAUUUUUUGCAAAAAUGGCAUACUAAUGAUAGCAAACUUUUUACAUCUAAAGAUUCAAAAGAAUUUAAUUUUCCGCUUCAAAAUUUAGUGUCAAUUUGUGCGAUGCUUGUAUGGCAACCAGCAAAUCCUGAAGAUACAAUCACUAGAAUUCUUUUUCCAGGAAGUACACCAGACUUUAAAAUUAUUGAAGGUCUUGAAAGAAUCAAACAUUUAGAAUUUAUGAAACAUCCUAUAUGUACAGCAAAAAGUUUGGCUCCAGUGAUGCAAACGGCGCCUGCAAGUAAAAGAUAUGUCAAAGCAACUCCAUUAGAAAAAGCGAUUCCCGAGCCAAUCCUUCCGUCCAAGACCGUUAAGCCAAUGCCAACGUCUGAUUAUAAAACUAAAGUCAUUCAACAAGACAAUAAAACCAAAGAAUCUGAAGCGGAAAUAAUUCCAACUACGAUUGAAGAAAAACCGUUGAAGCCAAUAGAGGACCAACCAAUCAAGGAUGGUUUAAAUGGGGAAAUAGAUCAAAAAUCUGAUGAACAAAUUGACGACAACAAACAAGCCGACAUGAAAGAAUCUGAAGAAAUAUCUGACGAAAUAGACAACAAAAUAGCUACUGAAAAGAAAGUGGAAGUUGUCAUUGUUAAGCCGCAGGCACAAGAACAAACCAAAAAAGAAGAAAUAGAAAUAAAGCAAAAGCAAAAAAUGAAAACUGAAAAACCAAGAGCAGAGGUAAAACCGGUUGUAAGAUCUCGAAUAGAUACGAAGCCUCCAAAGUCAAUGGAAAGAAAAAGUCUUAAAAAAGAUAUCUCUAGUGAAAAAAAGUCUUCUCCAACGUCUACCCCUCAAAAAAAAGAAGUAGCCAAAAAGGAUCAUCGUGAAGUAAAAUCUAAAGUUAUGUCAAGAAUCACAAAAUCAAGCCCAAGUGGAACACCCGCAAAAAGUGCUAAAGAUGCUAAUAAUCGAAAAGUUUUAGAAUCUAAGCAGAAAGCGUCCACUAAAACUCAUCGUGAGUUUACAUCCAAAACUUCUGACAAAAGGGAAACUAAAGUUGAACGCAAACCGAUUUCUAGACGCCCCCGUGCAACAUCACCAACGAAGACACCUGGCAGUCCUAUAAAAUCGAUGAAACCAAAAUCAGCAAAAUCUCGAAUCGAAAAAGGAGGUACUACAACCACGGAUUCAAGUCUGGUAUCUACUCCCAGUGCGGAUGAAGUAAUUGGAAGUAAAAAAAUUCAAGAAAUCGAACAGCACGAAAUUGACGCAAUCAAACAACGCGAGUUGGAUGAUCUCAAAGAAGAACAAGAAGUGGUGAGAGAAAUAGAAGCUGUUUUCAAUCGCGAUGAGCAAAAAAAAAAAGAUAUUAAAUUAGACCACAGGGAAGUUUCAAAACAAGAUAGUCAAACGGAAGCUGAGGAGGAAGAAGAAUAUUUAAUUAUAGAAAAAGAAGAAGUAGAACAAUAUACAGAGGAUUCCGUUAACGAUCAAGAAAGUAGUCUUACAAAAGAAGAGGAAAUGCAAAAACACCAAAGAGACUCGCAAGAAUCUGAAAAAAAAAGAAAAACCAGUGCUGAAGAAGAAAUUGAAGCUGCAAUUAAAAAAGCUGAAGCCGAGGAAAAAGGAGAAUUUAAAGAAGAUGAGCAUGAAAAAGAUGAAGAUGAGUCAGGAAAAGAAGGUAAAAUAUAUGAUAAGAAAGUAGAUGAACCUGAUGACGAAAUGCAACCAGACUCCAUAGAGGAAAAAGUAAUUUUAACAUCUCAUGAAAAAACAGAAAUCAAAGCUGAGGUUCAAGAAAUAAUAUCCUCAGCAAAAGAAAUAGUUAAAGCUAAAACAGAAGAAACCGUAAAAACUGAAGAAAUAUCUUCGCCUACACCAGAAGAGAAAAUUAGCUCAGCAAAAAAAACUUCUGAUACAAAGGAUGAAAUUCUUGAAGUACCUGAAGCAAAAGAAAUAAACUUACAAGAAAGUUUGCCAGAAGAAAAAUUCUCAGCUACAAUCGAGUCAGGUGCGACGACCGCACCCACACUACCUGAGGAUGAACGCAUACCCUUGGAUGAAAUUAAAGAAGACUUAGUUAUAGAAGAAAAAUAUGUUAAGGAGGAAACUAAAGAAGUUGAAGUACCAAUUUCUCCACCUAAGCCUACUAUUAUCGAACAUGAAGAUCGAAUUUUACCUACUAAAAUGCAAUUUGACAUGCAAUCAAAUCUUCUUCGAGAUAUUGUUAAAACACCAGAUGAAGUUGCUGAUUUACCAGUUCAUGAAGAAGCCGAAAUUACCUAUGAAGAUGAUGGUAGUGAAAUUAAAAAAAAACCAGAAACAAAAGAUGAGGGGAAAUCGGUUAGCCUUAAGGAAGAAGAAACUAAAGAAGAGAAGGAAGUAGAAGAUGUCGCUGUAGAUGUAGCGAAAACUGGAGAAGAGGACCAAGCAGUAGUAGAAGAUCAACCUGAAAAGCUUGUUGAGGUACAAGAAGUUCAAUUGGAAGUGGAGAAAACUGUUUCAACUCCAGUUGAUGUUGCAGAAGAAAAAGUUGUUCCUGAAGCCAUUGAAGGAGAAGAAAUAGAUGAUUCUCUGGAAGAAAGAAGAACAGUCACUAUUCCGAAAACGGAAAGCUUGCAUUUAGACCUUAAAGAAAUAUCGACUCCAGCAGAAAAUGCGAAAGUUGAUGUUGAAAAAACGGUUUCUUCACCAGUUGAAACAGCUCCUGUGUCUCUAAUUGAUUCUAAGAAUGUAGAAGGCGAAGAAAUUGAUGAUUCAAUCGAUGACAAAUUACAUCCCAUUAUUGAUAAAUCAGAAACUGAAGCAAAAGAAAAGAUAAUACUAGAAGAAAUAAGUGUUCAAAAAGUAGUAGAAAUGCAAGAUAUCAGCGAGAAGGAACCGCUUUCACGUGAAGCAAGUGCAGCUACUUCAGAAGACGAAAUUCCUGAACCGUUAAAAACAACCGAAACGGAAACCAUUUCGCCAAAGGCUGUACUUAUCACAUCUACAGAACCAUCGCACCUUACGCAAGCAGAAUUAAAAGCGCGACGAGAAUCUGCUACAAGUGAAAAACAUUCGCCAGCAAAAGAAUCUUCUCUAAAAUCUCCUUCCAAGGAAGAAGAAGCAAAAGAGGAAGGAAAACGACAUUCUGAAAAAUCCAUCUCGCCACUAAAAGAACAAACAAAGGAGGAAGACAAAUCGCGAAGAGAGUCUGUUGUUAGUGAAAAAUUAUCACCAUCUAAAAAAUCAGAAAUUGUGUCUCCUUCGCCUUCUAAAGAAGAAGAAGCCAAGGAGGAAGAGAAAGCAGAAUCACGUAGAGAAUCUGUUAUCAGUGAAAAGAAAUCGCCUAUAAAAGAACCUUCUGAAAAAUCCGUCUCGCCAUCAAAAGAAGAAACAAAGGAGGAAGAGAAACCAGAGUCGCGAAGAGAGUCCGUUGUUAGUGAAAAGUUAUCACCAGCUAAGAAAUCUGAAGUCGUGUCACCUUCGCCAUCUAAAGGAGAAGAAGAAGAAGCUAAGGAGGAAGAGAAACCAGAAUCACGAAGAGAAUCUGUUGUAAGUGAAAAGAAAUCGCCUAUAAAAGAACCUUCUGAAAAAUCCAUCUCGCCAUCAAAAGAAGAAAUAAAGGAAGAACAGAAACAAGAAUCGCGAAGAGAGUCUGUUCUUAGUGAAAAAUUAUCACCAGCUAAGAAAUCUGACAUCGCGUCUCCUUCACCUUCUAAAGAAGAAGAAGCAAAGGAGGAAGAAAAACCAGAAUCACGUAGAGAAUCUGUUAUUAGCGAAACGAAAUCACCAAUAAAGGAACCUUCUGAAAAAUCCAUCUCGCCAUCAAAAGAAGAAACAAAGGAGGAACAGAAACCAGAAUCUCAAAGAGAAUCUGUUGUUGGUGAAAAAUUAUCACCAGCUCUGAAAUCUGACAUCGUGUCUCCUUCGCCUCCUAAAGCAGAAGAAACAAAGGAGGAAGAGAAACCAGAAUCGCGAAGAGAGUCCGUUGUUAGUGAAAAAUUAUCCCCAGCUAAGAAAUCUGAUGUCGUGUCUCCCUCGCCUUCUAAAGAAGAAGAAGCAAAGGAGGAAGAGAAACCAGAAUCACGAAGAGAAUCUGUUAUUAGUGAAAAGAAAUCACCUAUAAAAGAACCUUCUGAAAAAUCCAUCUCGCCAUCAAAAGAAGAAACAAAGGAGGAAGAGAAAGCAGAUUCGCGAAGAGAGUCCGUUGUUAGUGAAAAAUUAUCACCAGCUAAAAAAUCUGACGUCGUUUCCCCUUCACCUUCUAAAGAAGAAGAAGCAAAGGAGGAAGAGAAACCAGAAUCACGAAGAGAAUCUGUUAUUAGUGAAAAGAAAUCACCUAUAAAAGAACCUUCUGAAAAAUCCAUCUCGCCAUCAAAAGAAGAAACAAAGGAGGAAGAGAAAGCAGAUUCGCGAAGAGAGUCCGUUGUUAGUGAAAAAUUAUCACCAGCUAAAAAAUCUGACGUCGUCUCCCCAUCGCCUUCUAAAGAAGAAGAAGCAAAGGAGGAAGAGAAACCAGAAUCGCGCAGAGAGUCUGUUGUAAGUGAAAAAUUAUCACCAGCAAAGAAAUCUGAUGUCGUGUCUCCCUCGCCUUCUAAAGAAGAAGAAGCAAAGGAGGAAGAGAAACCAGAAUCACGAAGAGAAUCUGUUAUUAGUGAAAAGAAAUCACCUAUAAAAGAACCUUCUGAAAAAUCCAUCUCGCCAUCAAAAGAAGAAACAAAGGAGGAAGAGAAAGCAGAAUCGCGAAGAGAGUCCGUUGUUAGUGAAAAAUUAUCACCAGCUAAAAAAUCUGACGUCGUCUCCCCAUCGCCUUCUAAAGAAGAAGAAGCAAAGGAGGAAGAGAAACCAGAAUCACGAAGAGAAUCUGUUAUUAGUGAAAAGAAAUCACCUAUAAAAGAACCUUCUGAAAAAUCCAUCUCGCCAUCAAAAGAAGAAACAAAGGAGGAAGAGAAAGCAGAAUCGCGAAGAGAGUCCGUUGUUAGUGAAAAAUUAUCACCAUCUAAGAAAUCUGAUGUCGUGUCCCCUUCACCUUCUAAAGAAGAAGAAGCAAAGGAGGAAGAGAAACCAGAAUCACGAAGAGAAUCUGUUAUUAGUGAAAAGAAAUCACCUAUAAAAGAACCUUCUGAAAAAUCCAUCUCGCCAUCAAAAGAAGAAACAAAGGAGGAAGAGAAAGCAGAAUCGCGACGAGAGUCCGUUGUUAGUGAAAAAUUAUCACCAUCUAAAAAAUCAGAAAUUGUAUCUCCUUCGCCUUCUAAAGAAGAAGAAGCAAAGAAGGAAGAGAAAACAGAAUCACGUAGAGAAUCUGUUGCAAGUGAAAAGAAAUCGCCAAUUAAAGAACCUUCUGAAAAAUCCAUCUCGCCAUCUAAAGAAGAAGCAAAGGAGGAAGAGAAACCAGAAUCGCGAAGAGAGUCCGUUGUUAGUGAAAAAUUAUCACCAGCUAAGAAAUCUGACAUCGUGUCUCCUUCGCCUUCUAAAGAAGAAGAAGCAAAGGAGGUAGGGAAAUCAGAAUCACGAAGAGAAUCUGUUAUCAGUGAAACAAAAUCCCAAAUAAAAGAACCUUCUGAAAAAUCCAUUUCUCCAUCAAAAGAAGAAACAAAGGAGGAAGAGAAAGCAGAAUCGCGAAGAGAGUCCGUUGUUAGUGAAAAAUUAUCACCAGCAAAGAAAUCUGACGUCGUGUCUCCUUCGCCUUCUAAAGAAGAAGAAGAAAAGGAGGAAGAGAAACCAGAAUCUCGAAGAGAAUCUGUUAUUAGUGAAAAGAAAUCGCCUAUAAAAGAACCUUCUGAGCAAUCCAUCUCGCCGUCAAAAGAAGAAACAAAGGAGGAAGAGAAACCACAAUCGCGAAGAGAGUCCGUUGUUAGUGAAAAAUUAUCACCAGCUAAGAAAUCUGACGUCGUGUCUCCUUCGCCUUCUAAAGAAGAAGAAGCAAAGGAGGAAGAGAAACCAGAAUCGCGAAGAGAGUCCGUUGUUAGUGAAAAAUUAUCACCAGCUAAAAAAUCUGACGUCGUGUCUCCUUCGCCUUCCAAGGAAGAAGAAGCAAAGGAGGAAGAGAAACCGGAAUCUCGAAGAGAAUCUGUUGUCAGUGAGAAGUUAUCACCAGCUAAAAAAGCUGACGUCGUGUCUGCUUCGCCUUCUCAAGAAGAAGAAGCAAAGGAGGAAGGGAAAUCAGAAUCACGAAAAGAAUCUGUUAUCAGUGAAACAAAAUCGCCAAUAAAAGAACCUUCUGAAAAAUCAAUCUCGCCAACAAAAGAAGAAGCGAAGGAGGAAGAGAAACCAGAAUCGCGGAGACACUCCGUUGUCAGUGAAAAAUUAUCACCAGCAAAGAAAUCUGACGUCGUGUCUCCUUCGCCUUCUAAAGAAGAAGAAACAAAGGAGGAAGAGAAAGCAGAAUCGCGAAGAGAGUCCGUUGUUAGUGAAAAAUUAUCACCAGCUAAGAAAUCUGACGUCGUGUCCCCUUCGCCUUCUAAAGAAGAUGAAGCCAAGCAGGAAGAGAAACCCGAAUCACGAAGAGAAUCUGUUAUUAGUGAAAAGAAAUCGCCUAUAAAAGAACCUUCUGAAAAAUCAAUCUCGCCAACAAAAGAAGAAACGAAGGAGGAAGAGAAACCAGAAUCGCGAAGAGAGUCCGUUGUUAGUGAAAAAUUAUCACCAGCUAAGAAAUCUGACGUCGUGUCUCCUUCGCCUUCUAAAGAAGAAGAAGCAAAGGAGGAAGGGAAAUCAGAAUCACGUAGAGAAUCUGUUGUAAGUGAAAAGAAAUCGCCAAUUAAAGAACCUUCUGAAAAAUCCAUCUCGCCAUCAAAAGAAGAAACAAAGGAGGAAGAGAAACCAGAAUCGCGAAGAGAGUCCGUUGUUAGUGAAAAAUUAUCACCAGCUAAGAAAUCUGACGUCGUGUCCCCUUCGCCUUCUAAAGAAGAUGAAGCCAAGCAGGAAGAGAAACCCGAAUCACGAAGAGAAUCUGUUAUUAGUGAAAAGAAAUCGCCUAUAAAAGAACCUUCUGAAAAAUCAAUCUCGCCAACAAAAGAAGAAACGAAGGAGGAAGAGAAACCAGAAUCGCGAAGAGAGUCCGUUGUUAGUGAAAAAUUAUCACCAGCUAAGAAAUCUGACGUCGUGUCUCCUUCGCCUUCUAAAGAAGAAGAAACAAAGGAGGAAGAGAAACCAGAAUCGCGAAGAGAGUCCGUUGUUAGUGAAAAAUUAUCACCAGCUAAGAAGUCUGACGUCGCGUCUCCUUCGCCUUCUAAAGAAGAAGAACCAAAGGAAGAAGAGAAAACAGAGUCACGAAGAGAAUCUAUUAUUAGUGAAAAGAAAUCGCCUAUAAAAGAACCUUCUGAAAAAUCCAUCUCGCCAUCAAAAGAAGUAACAAAGGAGGAAGAGAAACCAGAAUCGCGAAGAGAGUCCGUUGUUAGUGAAAAAUUAUCACCAGCCAAGAAAUCUGACGUCGUGUCUCCUUCGCCUUCUAAAGAAGAAGAAGCAAAGGAGGAAGGGAAAUCAGAAUCACGUAGAGAAUCUGUUGCAAGUGAAAAGAAAUCGCCAAUAAAAGAACCUUCUGAAAAAUCCAUCUCGCCAUCUAAAGAAGAAGCAAAGGAGGAAGAGAAACCAGAAUCGCGAAGAGAGUCCGCUGUUAGUGAAAAAUUAUCACCAGCUGAGAAAUCGGACGUCGUGUCCCCUUCGCCUUCUAAAGAAGAUGAAGUCAAGGAGGAAGAAAAACCAGAAUCACGAAGAGAAUCUGUUGCAAGUGAAAAGAAAUCGCCAAUAAAAGAACCUUCUGAAAAAUCCAUCUCGCCAUCUAAAGAAGAAGCAAAGGAGGAAGAGAAACCAGAAUCGCGAAGAGAGUCCGCUGUUAGUGAAAAAUUAUCACCAGCUGAGAAAUCGGACGUCGUGUCCCCUUCGCCUUCUAAAGAAGAUGAAGUCAAGGAGGAAGAAAAACCAGAAUCACGAAGAGAAUCUGUUAUUAGUGAAAAGAAAUCGCCUAUAAAAGAACCUUCUGAAAAAUCCAUCUCGCCGUCAAAAGAAGAAACAAAGGAGGAAGAGAAACCAGAAUCGCGAAGAGAGUCCGUUGUUAGUGCAAAAUUAUCACCAGCUAAGAAAUCUGACGUCGUGUCUCCUUCGCCUUCUAAAGAAGAAGAAGCAAAGGAGGAAGGAAAAUCAGAAUCACGUAGAGAAUCUGUUGUAAGUGAAAAGAAAUCGCCAAUUAAAGAACCUUCUGAAAAAUCCAUCUCGCCAUCAAAAGAAGAAACAAAGGAGGAAGAGAAACCAGAAUCGCGAAAAGAGUCCGUUGAUAGUGAAAAAUUAUCACCAGUUAAGAAAUCUGACGUCGUGUCUCCCUCGCCUUCUAAAGAAGAAGAAGCAAAGGAGGAAGGGAAAUCAGAAUCACGUAGAGAAUCUGUUGUAAGUGAAAAGAAAUCGCCUACCAAAGAACCUUCUGAAAAAUCCAUCCCGCCAUCAAAAGAAGAAACGAAGGAGGAAGACAAACCAGAAUCGCGAAGACAGUCAGUUGUUAGUGAAAAAUUAUCACCAGCUAAGAAAUCUGACGUCGUGUCUCCUUCGCCUUCUAAAGAAGAAGAACCAAAGGAGGAAGAGAAACCAGAAUCACGAAGAGAAUCUGUUAUUAGUGAAAAGAAAUCGCCUAUAAAAGAAGCUUCUGAAAAAUCCAUCUCGCUAUCAAAAGAAGAAACAAAGGAGGAAGACAAACCAGAAUCGCGAAGACAGUCCGUUGUUAGUGACAAAAUGUCACCAGCUAAGAAAUCUGACGUCGUGUCUCCUUCGCCUUCUAAAGAAGAAGAACCAAAGGAGGAAGAGAAAACAGAGUCACGAAGAGAAUCUAUUAUUAGUGAAAAGAAAUCGCCUAUAAAAGAACCUUCUGAAAAAUCCAUCUCGCCAUCAAAAGAAAAAACAAAGGAGGAAGAGAAAUCUGAAUCACGAAGAGAGUCCGUUGUUAGUGAAAAAUUAUUACCAACUCAGAAAUCUGACGUCGUGUCUUCUUCGCCUUCUAAAGAAGAAGAAGCAAAGGAGGAAGAGAAACCAGAAUCGCGAAGAGAAUCUGUUGUCAGUGAGAAGCUAUCGUCAGCUAAAAAAUCUGAUGUGGGGUCUCCUUCGCCUUCCAAAGAAGAAGAAGCAAAGGAGGAAGAGAAACCUGAAUCUCGAAGAGAAUCUCUUGUCAGUGAGAAGUUAUCACCAGCUAAAAAAGCUGACGUCGUGUCUCCUUCGCCUUCUAAAGAAGAAGAAGCAAAGGAGGAAGAGAAACCAGAAUCACGAAGAGAAUCUGUUAUUAGCGAAAAGAAAUCGCCAAUUAAGGAACCUUCUGAAAAAUCCAUCUCGCCAUCAAAAGAAGAAACAAAGGAAGAAGAGAAACCAGAAUCUCGAAGAGAAUCUGUUGUCAGUGAGAAGCUCUCGUCAGAUAAAAAGUCUGAUGUGGGGUCUCCUUCGCCUUCCAAGGAAGAGGAAGCAAAGGAGGAAGAGAAACCGGAAUCUCGAAGAGAAUCUGUUGUUAGUGAGAAGUUAUCACCAGCUAAAAAAGCUGACGUCGUGUCUCCUUCGCCUUCUAAGGAAGAAGAAGCAAAGGAGGAAGAGAAACCAGAAUCACGAAGAGAAUCUGUUAUUAGCGAAAAGAAAUCGCCAAUUAAAGAACCUUCUGAAAAAUCCAUCUCGCCAUCAAAAGAAGAAACAAAGGAAGAAGAGAAACCGGAAUCUCGAAGGGAAUCUGUUGUCAGUGAGAAGUUAUCACCAGCUGAAAAAGCUGACGUCGUGCCUCCUUCGCCUUCUAAAGAAGAAGAAGCGAAGGAGGAAGAGAAACUAAAAUCACGAAGAGAAUCUCUUGUAAGUGAAAAGAAAUCGCCAAUUAAAGAACCUUCUGAAAAACCCAUCUCGCCAUCAAAAGAAGAAACAAAGGAGGAAGAGAAACCAGAAUCUCGAAGAGGAUCUGCUGUCAGUGAGAAGCUAUCGGCUGAUAAAAAACCUGAUGUGGGGUCUCCUUCGCCUUCUAAAGAAGAAGAAGAACCUAAGCAAGAAAAGAAACCAGAAUCUCGAAGAGAAUCUGUUGUCAGUGAGAAGUUAUCGCCAGCUAAAAAAUCUGACGUCGUGUCUCCUUCGCCUUCUAAAGAAGAAGGAGCAAAGGAGGAAGAGAAACCAGAAUCGCGAAGAGAAUCUGUUAUUAGCGAAAAGAAAUCGCCAAUUAAAGAACCUUCUGAAAAAUCCAUUUCGCCAUCAAAAGAAGAAACAAAGGAAGAAGAGAAACCGGAAUCUCGAAGGGAAUCUGUUGUCAGUGAGAAGUUAUCACCAGCUGAAAAAGCUGACGUCGUGUCUCCUUCGCCUUCUAAAGAAGAAGAAGCAAAGGAGGAAGAGAAACCAGAAUCACGAAGAGAAUCUGUUGUAAGUGAAAAGAAAUCGCCAAUUAAAGAACCUUCUGAAAAAUCCAUCUCGCCAUCAAAAGAAAAAGCAAAAGAGGAAGAAAAAGCAGAAUCGCGGAGAGAGUCGAUUGUCAGUGAAAAGUUAUCACCAGCUAAAAUAUCUGACAUAGUGUCUACUUCACCUUCCAAAGAACAAGAAGUAAUGGAGGAAGAGAAACCAAAAUCACGCAGAGAAUCUGUGACGAGUGAAAAGUUAUCACCAGCUAAAACAUCUGACGCAAAAUCUCCAACACCCUCCAAAGAGGAAGAAAUAAAGGAAGGUGCAAAACCGGAAUCGCGAAGAGGAUCCGUUACUAGUGAAAAACAAUCUCCAGUAAAAGAACUUUCGGCAAAAUCACCAUCACUCUUAAAAGAAGAAGAAACCAUAGAGGCAGCAAAAUCAGAAUCACAUAGAGAAUCUGUGACAAGUGAAAAGCUAUCACCAGCGAAAAUACCUGAAGCAAAAUCUCCUACCCCUUCCAAAGAAGAGGAAAUAAAAGACAAAGUAAAACCGGAAUCCCGAAAGGAAUCCAUUGCAAGUGAAAAAGCAUCCCCAGCUAAAGAGCCUUCCGCAAAAUCGCCUUCACCUUCAAAAGAAGAAGAAGCCAAAGAGGAACAAAAAUCAGAAUCACGAAGAGAAUCUGUUGUGAGCGAACAGCUAUCACCAGCAAAAACAUCUGACGCAAAAUCUCCAGCGCCCUCCAAAGAGGAAGAAAUAGAGGAAGGUGUAAAACCGGAAUCACAAAGAGAAUCCGUUAUUAGUGAAAAACAGUCUCCAGUAAAAGAACCUUAUGAAAAAUCUCCAUCACCCCCAAAAGAGGAAGAAGCCAAAGAGCAAGCAAAAUCAGAAUCACGAGGAGAAUCUGUUAUGAGUGAACAGCUAUCGCCAGCGAAAAUGUCUGAAUCAAAAUCUCCUACGCCUUCCAAAGAAGGAAAAUUGGAAGAAAAAUCUAAACCGGAAUCACGAAAAGAAUCUAUUGCAAGUGAAAAAGCAUCCCCAACAAAAGAGCCUCCUGCAAAAUCUCCUUCACCUUCAAAAGAAGAAGAAACCAAAGAGGAAGGAGAAUCAGAAUCACGAAGAGAAUCUAUUAUGAGUGAACAGCCAUCACCGGCGAAAAUAUCUGACACAAAAUCUUCUUCGCCUUCCAAAGAAGGAGAAUUGAAGGAUGAAUCUAAACCGGAAUCAAGAAAAGAAUCUAUUGCAAGUGAAAAAACAUCGCCAGCAAAAGAGUCGCCAGCAAAAUCUCCUUCACCUUCAAAAGAAGAAGAAAUCAAAGAAGAAGGAAAAUCACAAUCACGAAAAGAAUCUGUUAUGAGUGAAUCCCCAGCAAAAACAUCUGACGAACAAACUUCUUUGCCUUCCAAAGUAGAAGAAUUGAAAGACGAAUCUAAACCGGAAUCACGAAAAGAAUCCAUUACAAGUGAAAAAGCAUUCCCAACAAAAGAGCAUUCCGCAAAAUCUCCCUCACCUUCAAAAGAAGAAGAAACCAAAGAGGAAGAAAAAUUUGAAUCACGAAGAGAAUCUGUUAUGAGUGAAAAGCUGUCUCCAGCGAAAACGUCUGAGGCUAAAUCUCCUUCACCUUACAAAGAAGGAGAAUUGAAAGAUGAAUCUAAAACAGAAUCACGAAAAGAAUCCAUUGCAAGUGGAAAAGCAUCCCCAAUAAGAGAGUCUUCUGCAAAAUCUCCUUCACCUUCAAAAGAAGAAGAUAGCAAAGAGGACGCAAAACCAGAAUCACGAAGAGAAUCUGUUAUAAGUGAACAACUAUCACCAGCGAAAAUAUCUGACGCAAAAUCUCUUACGCCUUCCAAAGAAGAAGAAAUGAAAGACGAAUCUAAACCGGAAUCACGAAAAGAAUCCAUUGUCAGUGGAAAAGCAUCUCCAGUAAAAGAGCCUUCCGCAAAAUCUCCUUCACCGUCAAAAGAAGAAGAUACCAAAGAAGAUGCAAAAUCAGAAUCACGGAGAGAAUCUGUCAUAAGUGAACAGCUAUCACCAGCGAAAACAUCUGACGCAAAAUCUCCUACGCCUUCCAAAGAAGAAGAAAUGAAAGACGAAUCUAAACCGGAAUCACGAAAAGAAUCCAUUGUCAGUGGAAAAGCAUCUCCAGUAGAAGAGCCUUCCGCAAAAUCUCCUUCACCGUCAAAAGAAGAAGAUACCAAAGAAGAUGCAAAAUCAGAAUCACGGAGAGAAUCUGUCAUGAGUGAACAGCUAUCACCAGCGAAAACAUCUGACGCAAAAUCUCCUACGCCUUCCAAAGGAGGAGAAUUGAAAGAUGAGUCUAAAUCGGAAUCUCGAAGAGAAUCUACUGCAAGUGAAAAAGCAUCCCCAGCAAAAGAGCCUUCCGCAAAAUCUCCUUCACCUUCAAAAGAAGACGAUACCAAAGAGGACGCAAAAUCAGAAUCACGAAGAGAAUCUCUUAUGAGUGAGCAGAUAUCACCAUCGAAAAUAUCUGACGCAAAAUCUCCUACGCCUUCCAAAGAAGAAGAAAUUAAAGAUGAAUCUAAGCCGGAAUCACGAAAAGAAUCUAUUACAAGUGAAAGAGCAUCACCAGCAAAGGAGCCUUCCGCGAAAUCUCCUUCACCUUCAAAAGAAGAAGAAACCAAAGAAGAAGGAAAAUCAGAAUCACGAAGAGAAUCUGUUUUAAGUGAAAAGUUAUCACCAGCAAAAACAUCUGACGCAAAAUCUCCUACGCCUUCCAAAGAAGAGGAAGUAAAAGACGUAGCCAAAACGGAAUCACGAAGAGGAUCUGUUGUUAGUGAAAAACAGUCUCUGGCAAAGGAACCUUCCACAGAGUCGCCAUCACCAUCAAUGGAAGAAAAAACGAAAGCCGAAGAGAAACCAGGAUCCCGAAGGGAAUCUGCUACGAGUGAAAAACUAUCUCCAGCGAAAACGCCUGAAGGGAAGACUCCUUCCCCUUCCAAAGAAGAAGAAACCAAAGAUGAUCCAAAAUCAGAAUCACGAAGAGGAUCUGCUAUAAGUGAAAAGCUUUCACCAGCAAAAACUUCUGGUGUGAAGUCUCCGGCACCUUCCAAGGAGGAAGAAGUUAAAGACGAAGGGAAGCCGGAAUCACGAAAAGAAUCUUCCUCAAAAUCUCCUUCACCAUCAAAAGAAGAAGAAACAAAAGAGGAAGAGAAAACAGUAUCACGAAGAGAAUCUGUUAUCAGUGAGAAGUUUUCAUCCGACGAGAAACCUGACGAAAAGUCUGCUUCCCCUUCAAAAGAAGAGGACACAAAACAAUCAAUUGAGGAGGCAUCUCGUUCAUCGAAAAUAGAUGAUUCAAAAAUCAAAUUAGGCAAAGAAUCAGGCAAGUUACUUGAAGGCCAAUUGAAAGAUGGAGAGGAAGAAAUCGCAGUUUUUUUCGCAGGUGAAGAUCACCAAAUAGUACAAAAAGAAGCAAAAACUUCCAAUAUUGAGUUAGAAUUAGAAUCCAAGGAGCGGAAAAGCACGAGUGUAUCUGGUUUUACAACAGAAUUGCGAGAAACUCACAUAACCACUUUAGAUUCUCCUUUGGCAGAUAAAAGUGUUAAACCUGCAACGGAUUACAAUAUAGUGGUUUACGAAAGGGACGAAACUGUUCUCCAUGAAAUUAAAGAGGAAGAAGAGGAAACUAGGUCUUCACCACAAAGAAAAGCUAGUAGUGAUGAAAUAACAUCUUUAGGCACCACAUCAGAAAUUUGUCAGAUUCAGAGACCAGUUUCCCCUCGAGAGCAGGAAGUUGCCAAAAUAGUAGCCAAUGUUGCAGAAGUUCUCAAGUCAGACAAACCAAUCACGGAAAUAAUUCCUGAUUUUAAUGAGGAAGAACUCGAAAAAAAAUUGUCUCAAACUGUAGUUAAAGAUGACAGUCAAACGGUUCAGAGAAUGUUGGUAACUGCUAGUAGUGAAGAUGGUGGCGAAGAAAUUGAAAUAUGCCCUAAGGGAACAAUUAAAUUUACUCCGAGUGUAACGCCCGAUGUACAUUCUGGAAGAACAUCGCCGGAUAUACUCUGUGAAAAAGAACUUGUUGAAGAAAAAAUGCACGUAGAUUUGUGUUCUAAAAAAUCUUCGCCGGAGGAAGACAGUAAGGCUACAAUUAAGUCUUUGCCUGGAUCAGAUAAAUCUUCCCCUGAAAUGAAAUCUACUUCCUUUUCCAUAGAAGAGAAGGAUAAAUACGAAAUGUCUGAAAAGGGUCAAGCUCUUAUUAUAGAAAAAGAAUUUAAGCCAUCCGAAAAAAUUCUUGAAAAAGAAACGGUUGCAAGUAAAAUGAAAAUAGUGUCCCAUGCGUCAUCACAACCCACUUCAGACGGGGAGGAACAAAGCGAUGAUCAAUCAUCUCCUGUUAAGGAAUCAAGAUCAAAAUCAAUCGCAUCAAUCAUGAUGACUAGUAUAUAUAAGCCAGCUGAAGAAACAAUUAACAAACUAACCUCUCUGUCCGAAAAAAUUUGUGAGACUGAAUUAGAAACUAUCGACGAAAAAUCGAAAACUGUCACAAUAAAAGAAACGACCACAGAAACCACUAGUCAAAUUUCUAUAUCACCAGAAACGGACGUUUGCAGAAAAUUUUCAGAUGAAGAAGUCAAAGCAGACAAAGCUGAAUCAGCAUUAACGUUACUGGAAAUUUCUGACAGAAAAACACCACCAACAGCACCUGUAAGUCCUAACAUAAAAGAUGAGUACACAAUGGACCAUAAACAAAUUUCCGUUUCCCAAUCUGUUUUAACCACUUCAGCCACCAAAACCAUAUCAUCAUCGUCGAUAAAUGCAAAAGAAAUAAAUGAGUUCUCCGAUACUUCAUCGCCUAAAGAUUUAUCAGGAAAAUCUAGUCCCGGUAUGUUAACCUCAGAAAGUCGAUCGAUUCCCACUCCAGUAGAGCGUAGUUCAACUGAAACACCGGAAUCUUCGCCGAAACCUACGUCUCCCUUCCCUAGAGUUAGUAAAGAAGAAUUAAAAAGUUCUUCAAUUAUAAGUACGCCAGAUGUCACUAGAACAUCUACACCUGAUAUAACAGAAAUCAAAAACUUGGAAAAAUCAUCGCUGACAUCAAGUACUGAAAAGAUAAUAACAACUACUAUUACCACAAUUACAAAAAUAAUUUCCUCCGAUGGGAAAGAAACUGUUACAGAAGAAAAGGUAAUUACAACAACAGACACUAGUGACCCAGAAAAGGAAAAAGUGACGGUAACGAAAACCAGAACAACAAGCGAAAAUGAAAAAGCCGAUGAUAUACCGCAGCAACCCGCUCUCCCAACGACAAAAGAAGUUAGCGCUUUAAAAUCUGAAAUGAGAAGCUCAACUCCAGGAAGUGACGAUUUUGACCCACAUGAGAUACAAUCCCCUAGGUCUGACAUAAGUUCGGGACAGGCAUCUCGUGUUACAGAAGAUGAAGAAAUUCCGCAUUCACCAUUUAGCGCAACAUCACAAGCAGCUCAUUCACCAGCUUCAAAGUUUUCUUAUGACUACGAUUUACAGCACUCUAGUUCUGGAAUUAGUAAAAAGUCUGACAUCGAUGUAGAUGAUAGCCAAGAUGAUAUCCCUCCACAAUACGGAAGCGAAGAAUUACACUCGGCUCUUCCAGUAACAAUAGCGCACAAAACAGAUCCAAUGAGUACUUCUUACUACGGUGCACUUCCAGAAACAUUGAGCGAUAUUAAAUCAGAACCAAUAGCAAUUGUAAAAAAAACACAUACAACAUUUUCACAAGCACAUGAAGAAUCAUUUAAACCGUCAGAAGGUGAUAGUAGUAUUGCACAAUCUUCUUGGUUAUCAAAAAAACCCGAUACAAAAUUUUUAGAUGAAGCGGAUUUAGAUUUUGAAAAAGCACUGGAAGAACAUAGGCAAUUACGUGGUGAAGAAGUAAUGUCAUCGGUUACAGCUAAAUAUUCUUACUCACCGUCAAAAGGGGAAGUGGUAUCUGAAUCAACAGAAUCACGAUUUCCAUUAGAAGAUCCACUACAAAAAAUUCAACAAAUUAAAAAACAAUUUCCAUUAGCUGAAGAGACUGCCAAAAUAGAAAGUAAAGAUGAAAAAGCAGUUAGUUCUAGCAGUAGUAGUAGUACUAAAAUAGAAUCUUCAUCUAGUAAAACUACUAGUGAAAAAAGUAUAGAACAAAAAGAAACAGAAGGUAUAAAAGAUCCAGCAAAAGUGUGGGGUAAACCACUAGGGCUUCCAUCGCCAGCACCUGUUACUAGCGAAAAUGAUAUUAGGACAACUCCAAAAAGAGAAAAGCGUUUAAUUUUAAGUAAAACAAAAUUUAAUAAUGAAAAGAAUUUAAGAAAAAGAUCCGAAUCACCAGUAAAAGGAGCAAGAAAAAAUACUCCAAUUUAUAUGGACCUAACUUAUGUACCUCAUAAUGGAAAUUCUUAUUAUUCCCAUGUAGAAUUCUUUAAAAAAGUUCGAGCUAGAUACUAUGUAUUUUCUGGUACAGAACCUAGUCGUCAAGUUUAUGAUGCAUUAUUAGAAGCUAAGCAAACAUGGGAAGAUAAAGAUUUAGAGGUUACUAUAAUUCCAACAUAUGAUACAGAUGUAUUAGGAUAUUGGGUAUCAGAAAAUGAAGAACUUUUAGCUAAAUAUCAUAUAGAUUUAUCGCCAUCAGCUUCAAGAUGUACAAUUAAUUUACAAGAUCAUGAAACAUCAUGUUCAGCCUACCGUUUAGAAUUCUAGGCCACGGGAAUGUUUAUAGCAUUUUCUUCUGACAUUCAUUCCCAAGAAUUUAGUAAUUAAAUUUAAAAUAACCAGAUUUAAAUUGAAAUGACACAAAAAAAAAACAAAGAUAUAAAAAAUUCAGUUCUUAAAAUUUCUAUAAUUUUUAAAAUUGAGUAAAACCAAUAAACUGUACAAAUAUUAAUACAAACGUAUUAGAUAAUAGCUGAUGACAGUUACGGGCAACCAUUUUUAUAUAAUGGUUGAGUAUUUUUAAAUAAUCGUUCUGUCAUUUAUAAAGCUAAUUAUCUAUAUAUUGAAACGUUUGGUUUUCUUUAAAUUCAAAUCGAACACAUAUAAAUUAAAAAUGAAAAAAAUAAAAAAGAAUAUUUCAAAUUAAAUAAAAAUAAGUUUUGAUACAGGUACACAACACUUUUAUUUUCAUAAAUAUUUACUAUAUAUAUAUAUUUUCAGUAUAAUAUUAUCUGAAAAGAUUAAAAACAAAAUUGUUAUACUGAAAAUAUUCAGAGAAAAUGAAAGUUUGGAAACAAACAUAAUGUUCAAAUGUUAAAAACAAAAAUAAUGUUUUAUAAAUGAAAACAAUUAACAAAAUUAAUUUAAAAAACAAAUAUAGUAAAAAUAUUUAAAAAAUAUUAUGUGCCUCUAAAAAUGCAAUUGUCAUGUUUAUUUUCUUAUUUGGAAUUUAUACAUUGUUUUAUUUGUAGAUAAAAUAU
Condylostylus longicornis is the source of this 18748-nucleotide messenger RNA. It is a transcript of the gene futsch, whose product is annotated as microtubule-associated protein futsch. The transcript is spliced from 9 exons. Gene Ontology annotation, cellular component: cytosol; microtubule; microtubule associated complex. Gene Ontology annotation, molecular function: actin binding; microtubule binding. The coding region runs from base 183 to 18035 and encodes 5950 amino acids. NCBI's taxonomy places the organism in Eukaryota, Metazoa, Arthropoda, Insecta, Diptera, Dolichopodidae. The record is from RefSeq and is a predicted model, not a curated record. Gene Ontology annotation, biological process: axonogenesis; dendrite development; regulation of microtubule depolymerization.